AUGACGUCAAUGAAAGAAUCAACCUCGAGCUACAGCCAGUUUGCUUGUAUUGGCGCUGGAUUCUCAGGCAUUGCUCUGGGAGUCACGCUCAAGCGAUGGUACAAGAUCACCGACAUUCGUUUCUUUGAACGGCACAGUGACCUCGGUGGGACUUGGUAUGCAAAUAAAUAUCCCGGCGCUGCUUGUGAUGUCCCAAGUGUCCUCUACAGCUACUCUUUCGAGCCCAACCCCAACUGGUCUCGAGUUCUGCCUUCACAGGAGGAGCUUUGGAAGUACCAAAAACACGUCGCGGAUAAGUACGAUCUACCGUCAAAGAUGACAUUUGGUGUCGAAGUCCAAAAGUGUCAAUGGAUUGAACAACACAAGAGAUGGGUUCUUGAUGUUCGCGACUGCAAGACUGGUACCAUGUUUCAACACGAAUGCAGGUUUCUGUUCGCGGGCUCUGGUAUCCUGGUCACACCUCGAGAGAUUGACGUUCCCGGCUCUGAAGACUUCAAAGGAUCCAUAUUCCAUACAUCACAGUGGAGGAGCGACGUUGAUGUCGAGGGCAAGAAUGUCGUCGUCAUCGGGAACGGCUGUACAGCUGCCCAGAUAGUCCCCUCGAUUGUCGACAAGACAAAGCAUCUGACCCAGAUAGUCCGUGCCAAACACUGGAUGCUUCCGCCUAUUGAUGGCGUGUAUACCGAUUACAUGAAGUCUAUCUUCAAAUAUCUACCAGGGACUAUGAUGAUACAACGGCUGCUCAUAUUCUUGUUCGCCGAGAUUGAGCUGAAGGCGGUUCCUAUGACUACCUCUGCAGCUAAAUUCCGACAGAAACGACGCGCUUAUGCUGAGAAGUUCAUGAGAGAUACUGCUCCCGCCAAGUAUCACGACCUUCUGAUUCCAGACUUCGAGAUCGGCUGCAAGAGACGAAUUUACGAUUCUGGAUACUUGGCAUCCCUCCACUCCAAGAAUCUGACUCUGACCAACGAGCGAGCUCUCAAGAUUGUCGAGAACGGAGUCGAGACAGAUCGUGGCUUUGUUGAAGCUGAUGUCAUUGUGCUGGCUAAUGGCUUUUCUACCAACACCUUCCUCGAAGGUGUCGAGGUUGUUGGACGAGAUGAAACGUUGACCCAGCAUUGGGAGUCGUUUGGGGGAGCCGAGGCUUAUAACUGCUCUGCUAUGAGUGGCUUCCCCAACUUCUUCAUGCUUCUUGGCCCAAAUGCAACAACAGGUCACACUUCGGCCAUCAUGGCCAUCGAGAACAGUGUCAACUUUGCACUGCGCAUCCUCAAGCCUGUCCUUGGCAGCCCCAACGGAGUCGUUGAGCUUGAUAGAGAUGCUGAAGAGCGUUACGUCAAUCGCAUCCAGGAUGAUCUGUCCAAGACAGUAUGGAACUCAGGGUGCCAGAGCUGGUACAUCCAACCACACUCAGAGAGCAGCCGAGUGUGGAAUGCCAUGGUUUAUCCGUAUUCCCAGGGAUACCUGUGGUAUAGAAGCCUGUUUCCUGUUUGGCGAGACUGGAAGAUCACUGGUCGUACUCGUAACUGGAAAACCUCUUCACUUACAAAAGCACCCGAACAUCCUUUAGGCAGAAUUCUCUCGAUGCAUCACUUGUGCAGUAUCUUUGCCCUUCUCCUCGUCACCGCUCGUAGACAGUGGGGAAACAUGCUCGCCUCGAAUCAUGACUACACUCUCACGAACACCAAAGACCUUGCAGUUCCUACCCAUGAGCUCAUCAAGAAUCUUGGAGGCGAAUCCAUCUUCCAGCGAUGCGAUGUGUCAAACAGCUCGCAGAUAGAGAAGCUCGUGUCCAAGGCCGCAUCCACAUUUGGACGUCUUGACAUUAUGGUAAACACCGCUGGGAUUUUUACGGGUCUCAAGAGUAUUCUUGAAGAAACGCACGACGAUUUUGACCGUAACAUGUCGAUCAACACAAGAGGGACCUACUUCGGAUGCAAAUACGCCAUCAAGCAGUUCCUUUCACAAUCUGAACCCGCUCCAGACACAUCUGAAGAUGCUCAGUCCCACCAUUCUAUUGGCAAGAUCAUCAGCAUUGCUUCAAUGGGCGGCCUGAUAGGUCUGGCCCAAGAACCAUCGUAUUGCGCUUCAAAGGGAGCCGUCGUGAAUCUCACACGUCAACUCGCUGUCGACUUUGGCCCUUCCCGUAUCAAUGUCAACUCUCUGUGUCCUGGAUUCCUGGCUACUGCUAUGGUGAGGCCCUUUAUCGAAGACAAGGCUCUCAACAAAUCUUUGCAUGAUGCUACGCCGUGGCCACGGCUUUGA
Messenger RNA from Fusarium verticillioides 7600, 2265 nucleotides. RefSeq lists its product as hypothetical. NCBI's taxonomy places the organism in Eukaryota, Fungi, Ascomycota, Sordariomycetes, Hypocreales, Nectriaceae. Bases 1 to 2265 code for a protein of 754 amino acids. Gene Ontology annotation, molecular function: flavin adenine dinucleotide binding; NADP binding; N,N-dimethylaniline monooxygenase activity. The record is from RefSeq and is a predicted model, not a curated record. The transcript has 5 exons.